Trifolium pratense (red clover) is the source of this 1723-nucleotide messenger RNA. RefSeq lists its product as uncharacterized. The record is from RefSeq and is a predicted model, not a curated record. The transcript is spliced from 2 exons. Bases 359 to 1624 code for a protein of 421 amino acids. Gene Ontology annotation, molecular function: protein binding. NCBI's taxonomy places the organism in Eukaryota, Viridiplantae, Streptophyta, Magnoliopsida, Fabales, Fabaceae.
AGUAUCUUAAAACAAAAAAUAUCCUCAAAAGUCAAAAAUUUGCCUCUUUAAAAUCUUAGAUUUUUUUAUGUUUUUUACUAUAAAAAGAUCAUUUUUUCUUUAACCCUUUUUGUUUUUAUUCCUCAAUUUAUCCGAAAAUUUAGUCUUCUGGCUGGAUUUUUUAUAUCAAAAAAGAAACUUUUUAUGUGACCCUUUUGAAUUUUCUCUAUCAUAUGCACCGAUUUCUCAUGAUUGUGAUUAAUUUCUAUAUAGAUUUGAUAAAAUUUUCUUUUUAAGUAAAAGGGUUUUUUUAUAGUUUAAAAUUCAUCAUUUUUCUCAUUUCAAUCCUUAAAGAACUUUGUGUGAAGUGAUCAAGAACAUGGGAUCAAGUGUUUCUCCGAAUCUUGAAUGUUGGAAACUAAGAACUCUUUGUUCUUUUCCCUCUGAUUCAUGGAAAUCACCACGUUCUGUUUCAUCUCUGCCAUUGAAACAUAUCACUCACAAGAACAAAAUCUUGAGGGGUAAAAGGGUAAAUCGUGCUUGUUCUUGUUCUGCUUCUCUUUUUGAUGAUUUCCAUUUUCUUAAUGAUGAAAAAAGAAGAGAAAUUUUGGAACCUUCUUUUCUUGGUAUUCAGCCAGAACCACCUAGUUGGCCAGAGAGAGAAGAGAUUUUGAGAUUAAGUUUUGAAAGAAAAGUGAAAAGUGUUGGAAUUCCUUUAUCUAUUAGGAUGAUUAAGAAGAAGUUACAAUUAGAAGAAGGUUUUAAAAAUGAAGUAAAUGAAUUGAAUAAUUGUUCUGUUAAGAAAAGUUUUUCAUCUUUAUUGUUUAUGCUUCAUGAGCUUCAAAAUCAUGCUUUGGAAACAAGAGAAUCAAUUUGUGGUGAAGAUUUGAAAAGUGUUAUGGUUAAGUUAAAUAGAGAAAUGGAUGAUUCAUUUGUUUGGUUGUUUCAACAAGUUUUUAGUGAAACACCAACACUUAUGAUUGAUGUUAUGGUUUUCCUAAGUAACUUUUCUGUGUUUUCUAUGAGUCACAACAACACUGCUAAAGAUGUUACUAAUUCAUCGAUGAUGAACGAAGUUCUACACGGUGUUAUUGUUCAAGAUGAGUGUGUGAAGGAUGAGUUGACAGAAGAGGAAGAAAAGUUAUGGAAUUUUAUGUUGGAGGAAGCAUCAAAGAUGCAAAAAGUGUUGAGGGGUGAGGAUUUGGACUAUGAAACAAUGAUGAAGCUUGUGUCUCAAGUUUCUGUGGAGAUUGAAGGGGAUCAAUAUGAGGAAUAUGAGAAAACUGAUGCUUAUUACAAAAAGCAUAUAAGUCUCACACCUUAUAAUUCACUUCUUCUGUCUAACUAUGCACAGUUUCUCUUCCUUGUCAUGAAGGACAAUGAUGGUGCUGAAGAAUACUACAAACAAUCAGUGGUAGUGGAUUCACCAGAGGGUGAAGCAUAUUGUAGAUAUGCUGAUUUCUUGUGGUGGAUAAGAAAAGAUACUUGGGCAGCAGAACUAAGGUAUCUACAAGCAUUGGAAGCAGAUCCUGGAAACACUUUUUAUUUAUCAAAGUAUGCUAGUUUCCUUUGGAACACUGGUGGUGGACAACAAGAGAAUAGUACUAGCUUUCCUAUAGAAGAAUUAGAUAACUUACAAAUAUGAUAAUAAUUGUCCAUAUCAUCCAUCUAUAUAUCCCACUUUACUAUAUGUUGUUUUUCUUCAUAUUUUUGUUUUAUUUAAUGGAAAUUUUCAAUUUUGCUA